UGUGGUAUAUUUGCACGAUCAAAAUAUGUGUUAUGCAGUACACAAAUGUGUUCCACAGAUUUUUUUAUUUGUAGGGAACUUUGGAAAAUCGGCGUAAACUUAUCUUUACAUAGAGCACUGCUGGGUCAUCAUGUCGCUCAACAAGUUUAUGCAUCCCAGAAAUAUCUACAAAAAUCCUCCAAAUUUUAAAGAGCUGGCGAUAUUAUAUCCAGAUUUUCGCAAACAUGCGAAGCAGGAUGUCGCAGGAAAAGUUUCAAUUAACUUCCAAGACCAGGAAGCUCUUCGUGCACUUACGACGGCGUUGUUAAAGAAAGAUUUUGGGCUGGAAGUGAAGAUUCCAAGUGAUCGCCUUGUGCCAACAUUACCACUUCGCCUUAACUAUUUGCUAUGGAUUGAAGAUUUGUUAGCACUCUGUGAUGGAAACCAAGGAAACUCAGUUUGUGGCAUAGACAUAGGAAUAAAAAUAUAUCGUUUGUCAGGCACUGGAGCAUCAUGUAUUUAUCCCCUCUUAGCUGCAAAAAAGAAUGGUUGGCAUAUGAUUGCAUCAGAGACGGAUCACGAGAGUGCAAAUGCAGCCAAAAUUAAUGUGGAAAACAACAAUCUUCAGGAACUGAUAAAAGUACAGCUGGUUGACCAAGAUAAAAUACUCACACCGCUUGUGGGAAAGGAAGAAAAAUAUGAUUUCUGUAUGUGCAACCCUCCAUUCUUCAAGAAUGAAGAACAACUUGAUCAGAAGAAAAAGUCACGAACUGCUGAGCGCCGACCUCCACGUAAUGCCUGGACAGGAUCUAUUGAUGAGGUGGUUACUCCUGGUGGUGAAAUAGGUCUCAUUAGUAAGAUUGUGGAGGAGAGUCUACAGCUCAGGAACAGCAUCAGGAUAUACACCACCAUGGUUGGAGUUAAAUCUGAUCUUCAACCUUUGAAAGAAGAAUUGCUCAGACAUGGUAUAACAAAUGCAGCUACCACUGAAUUUUGCCAAGGGCGUACAACCCGCUGGGGUUUAGCUUGGAGCUUUAAUGAUCAACCAAAUCUCAUGGAGGCAUGUGGGAAACACAGCCAUAAGAAGAUAAAGCCGAUGUCCUAUGUUGUGCCAUGCACAAAUAAACCUGAUGGCUACACAGUAGAUUGUAUUUGUGAGAAAGUAAAGGAGCUACUAGUCAGACUACAGCAACAUUAUAUGUCGUACCACACGAAAGACUAUGGAAGUGGAAAAUGUGAUGGACCAGAUCGUGCACAGGAAGUUAUUAAACUUAAAAGGAAGCUAUCCGAAGAAGAUUUGGAUGACGAAGAAAAAUCAACUGAGGCAGCUCUCAGAGUAAAAUGCAAAGAACUCAAGCAUUCAUUAAAUGCAAGGGUUAUGACAGUGUCUGCAGCACAGAAUACAUGGACACACCAGAGAAGGCAGCGGAGGAAAAUGCAGAAGAACCUGAAGAUGAAUCCUGAUGGUACAGAAAGAGAAAGUGAUGAAAUUGUGUCACCUGCAGUUGAAACUUCUUCAGAAAUGCCGUUGCAUGAUACAAAAUCAACAACUGAGUCUAACAUUGGUGGCACUGUGAAACUGUCAAAUGAAACAAAAGCGGUAUCCCUAGGUGAAGUGGGCAGUUACGUGCAGUCGGAGGCAAAGAUGCAGCUUCAGUCUAAGAAAAGAGAAGUGGAAGAGCACAGUGCAGACCUAGAACCAUCUGUUAAGAAAAUCAAAACUGAGAAACUAUUGGACGAUGCAAUGGAGAAAGAUAAAAAUGCAGUAACACAGAGUGACAAAAAUGCUGAUACAUCAAAAGUUUCACCUGUUUUAAAUGCUACACUAAUUGUGAGAAAAGAAACAGAUAAAAUCUUGAUUGAAAUGACCUAUAUUGAUGGGAGUAAUGGGAAAGAUGGUGUGCAUCAAGUAUUACAGUACAUCAGAAACAACUUGAAGUAAUUCGUAUCCCCAUCAUUCAUGGUGCAACAUCCCAUCAUCUCUUUAAUUAAAUUGUUUCCAUGAAUAACAUUGUGUUAUUUAAACAUGUGGAACAGCUAUUCUGAAACUUUACAUUGCUAAUGCCAGACAAGCAAUUCUAUAUAUGAGCUGUUGUUACCAUAUAAUAAAACUAAAAAUAUUAUCAGAGCAAUAGUAAUUACUCAUUGUUUCUUUUCAUGGACAUCGGGGUUGCCACAGCUCUGGAAAUCAGGGAAUUUCAAACUUGUUAGGGAAAUCAGGGAAAUUUGAAUAAAAAAAACACUGGAAAAAUCUUGUUUUUUGCUUCAGUAGAUGAAAUCGUUUGUUUACCAAGAUGUCACUCAUUGUUGCUAGGUGGGUGCACCUGAGUACAUGCACCACUUCCCUGCUCCCUCGUUCUUACUGCUUCUCCUCUUUCUAACACUCCCCUCAGCUUGCAGUCAGUGCUGCCAACACUUCUUACUGCUAGCCCAGCAGCUGCCGACAAGAGGCAGGGAGGCAUGAAGAGUGGUUUGUUUGGAUCUGAUUCUCAGAGACUGUUAUCGAAGCAGCUGGAGCCAGCAGUCGUGCAUGCAUGAGAUGAGUCUGAGUGAUAGUGUAAAUGUUUGUGCUCUCGUUUUCUGACAAAGGCUAUGGCCAAAAAUGUAAUUGUGAGUGUGUGAUUGUCUUUUCUGUAUGCCUGUUACAGCUCAGCGAUCAUAUUUACGGUGAGAUGCUACCUAUCCUCAUUAGUAUUGAUUCUCAGAGUAUUCGCACAAGUUAUCUGUUGCAUCAGUCGAUCAUCACGGUCUCAUUUCACAAACGUGGUAUCUGUGACACAAGAAUAGCUGGCCGCACAAGUUGACUUCCGUGACAGGCCAAAAUGGCAGGCCAUUUCUGUGAGUAUCUCUUAACAGAUGAGGCCUGCCAAUUUGGAGCCCAUUGUUUCCCACUAAUGUGCAGGCCCUGCUUGUCGGAUCUAGUCUCUCACCGGUCUGCCCACAGGCUGGGUCUGUUUGUGUGUGAUUUAAUGCGGUGGAUUUUCGUGGUUUAUCCGUGGACCCAGGACUGCGGUGCUCCUCGCCAGGCCAGAGGCCAUGGGUGAUGGAUUUCAGGAAUUUUGACUUUCUCACUGCAAGUAUAUUUUACAAUGCGGCAUUUUAUAGACUUUUAUGUAUUAUAGUACAUUUCUGACACUUCGAAAGUAGUUUAUAUUUUAGAAAGUAUGGAUGAUAAGAAAAUUGUGGCAGUCACUGGCAGUUUGUACACUAUGUACUCAUUUAUUUCUUGAAAGCAAAAUCACGCAAUAACUGCAAAAUAAUAAACAUAACACAGUGGAUAAUAAUAGAAAAUAUCAAACAUAGUAAAACCAACAUUUUAUUGGCAGUCACCUACUGUGAUGGUUUACACAACUCUUCACCGCCUUACACGCUUCUUUCUAGAGGCCUGCUUUUUCCUGAGGAUAUUUUUGAAAUCAGUGAAAGUGUUUUAAAUUUGUCUUAUGACUCCAAGGAAAUGUGUAUUUUUGUCAUUAA
Molecule: messenger RNA, 3453 nt
Organism: Schistocerca nitens (vagrant locust)
Lineage: Eukaryota; Metazoa; Arthropoda; Insecta; Orthoptera; Acrididae
Product: U6 small nuclear RNA (adenine-(43)-N(6))-methyltransferase
Exons: 7
Coding region: 131-1921 (596 amino acids)
Biological process (GO): rRNA base methylation
Cellular component (GO): nucleus
Molecular function (GO): 23S rRNA (adenine(1618)-N(6))-methyltransferase activity
Source: RefSeq, a predicted model, not a curated record